UUGUGCAGCAGAUGUCUUAUACUCACCUCACCAGCCCUCAGUCGACCCUCCGCUGCUGUGUGUGACUUUUGGCGGACAGAAGACAGACGCGGAGAGAGCAUGAGGCAGCUGGUGGCGACGCUGCUGGUGGUGGCGGCGGCGGGACUGGGCAGCGGGGAGGUCACUUACGAGGAUAUAGAGGGAGGCUUCACCAUCAGUUUCCAGAAUGAAGUGAUCUUCCGCCACACCACUGACGAUCCCAUCUUCCACAUCGGAACGGGAACCGCCAACUUCACUGAGCACCAAGGCAACUUCGACAUCCAGGAGGAGGUGCUGAGCAAGCUUCCUCUCCACGACUUCGGGAACGUGUCCGCGGGAGUUGACGGUGUUAGCUUGAUCUUCACCACCGCCGAGGACCCCGAGCUGCAGGUUGAACUUACCGUGAGCCAAGCGUCAAACAAUACGGUCGACAUCUCCACCGUCACCAACUCGCCCGCCUACAACCGCUUUUGGGCGAGGCUGUGGACCGAGAAGGUGGAGCAGGUGUGGGGCGCGGGGGAGCAGUACACCUACCUGAACCUCCGCGGCAGGGAGUACCCCAUCUGGACCAGGGAACAGGGCGUAGGGCGUGACGGCGGCAUAAUUGCUAACGUGAGUGACAUCGACGGUGCCGGAGGAGAUUACCACACCACCUACUAUCCCCAGGCGUCCUUCCUCUCCUCCAGGCGAUACUCCCUGCUCAUCCAUGACCCGCGGUACUUGGUGCUCAACUUCACGGAGGUGGCGUAUCACGAGGUGUUCCUGCACAGCAACGAGUUCCACGCCUCGCUGCUGCGGGAGGCGACGCUGAUGGCCACAGUGGAGGCAGUCACCACCACCCUCGGGAAGCAGCCGCUACUCCCGGACUGGAUCAUGCGCGGCGCCAUUCUGGGCGUGCAGCGCGGCACUGCUGAGAUGCUGUUCCGGUACCACGAGGCGAGAGAAGCGGGGGUGGACGUCAGCGGCCUCUGGAUCCAGGACUGGUCAGGCUCCAUCCAGACGCUCUUUGGACAUAGAGUGUACUGGAACUGGCGCUGGAACGAGACUUACUACCCAGACUUGGACUUGGCCAUCGCGAAUCUGAAACAGGAAGGCACCCGCGUCCUCGCCUAUGCCAACCCGCACCUGAUUGAGGGCAGCACCAUGUUUGAGGAGGCCGCCGCGCAUGGCUACCUCAUGACGGACGACGAAGGGAAUGCCUUCAGGCAGGACUUUGGCGGGUUUCUGGCGGGGACAGUGGAUCUUCUGAGCAAUGACGCAUUCAAUUGGUACAAAGAGGAGCUCGAGAAGAACAUGAUCGCGCUGGGUCUUGGUGGCUGGAUGGCGGAUUUCGGAGAGUACACAAGGCUUGACAUGUACUCCCAGAGCUUUUACGACGCCGAGUCCCGCCACAACCUCCUCCCCGUGGUCUGGGCGGAGUGCAACAGGGCGGCUCUGGACAGCACGGGGACAACAGGCCAGGUGGUGCCUUUCAUGCGCUCCGGGGGCCUGGGCGCCUCAGGGUCCCAGGUGCUGACGUGGGCAGGGGACCAGAACGUGAACUGGGCGUACGGUGACGGCCUGGCCUCCACUGUGUUCGCUGCACACAACCUGGCCAUGAGCGGGAUGGGUGUGACUCACUUCGACAUCGGCGGCUACACCACGCAGCCGCCCGUGCUGGUGAGGAGCAAAGAGCUGCUCCUCAGGUCCGCCGAGUACGCCGUCUUCACCCCCGUCAUGAGGACACACGAGGGUAACAAACCGGGCAGCAACCACCAGUACUACUCAGACAAGGACACGCUGCAACAGUUCGCUCGCCUCACACAGAUCCACUCCCGCCUGCUGCCCUACUCUCGGUACCUCCUGAAGAACCUGGAGGCCAAGGGUACGCCGGUGCAGCGCCCGCUCUUCUUGCAGUUCGAGGAGGACAUGGACAGCUACGAGGCGGUUUACCAGUAUAUGUACGGCCCUGACCUCCUGGUGGCGCCCGUGCUCGAUAAGGACGUGGACGAGUGGAAAGUGUACCUGCCUGGCGGCGAGGUGAAGUGGAUACACUUAUGGGGGAACGGCACCGCGGUGACCGGCCCGGCGCUAGUGACGGUGCCGGCGCCUCUCGGGUACCCGCCAGUCUUCUACAGGAGAGGAUCCAUCUGGGAGUCGAUCUUCCAGGAGAUCACGAUUGACUUCGGAAACAGCAGGAAGUUCAAGAACCGCUACUAGUGUCUUUAUAAUUCCUACAUGAGCUCUGGCACUCAACGGGGCGAUACGGGCGUGUCACGGAGUGCCUUUCAAGUAACGGCGGCGACCAUGGAGCGCCAUCGUGAUCCAUCAUCAGCCAAUCUUAUCAGAUCCACAUCUUCCAUCCUUCACCAGGCAGCUCCAACACAGAGUCCAUGAAACUGAUACUCUGUCUUGCUCUCGCUCUUUUCCCCCCGACUCUUCCCGGUAGACAGAUAUUCCCAAGCCCAAACUACUCUAUCCAGCUGUCCUCACACCGUCAGCAGCGCCAGGAGGCGUCAACUUCAGCGCUGUCAUCGAAGUAAUACCGGCGUCCUCACCUUCCCUGCGCUAACUUCCCGUAAUGGCGGAGGGAAGAGAACUGGUGCAGAUACAUUCAUUAGUUAAGAAGUUUGUCUUUAUGAAGAAAAAUGAGAAUUCUCGCCACGGUAAGUUGGCGAGGCGUUUAGCGGAGAAGGGCGGAAGCAACACCACAACACCACGCCUGAGCCUCGUCCCUUGAGUCUGCCGCUACAGGGACCCCGACACCUACGCAACCCGGAGUCCAGGAAUUGGAAUAAAGGCUAUCGAGACUCUCCCAGUGACUCUUUCAGAAGCACCAAUACUAAGUUCGGUGCUCGUCCCUCGCGUUGCUUAAGUGUCCUCGCUGCUAAGUAGGUAAUGGCGUCCUGCUAAUUGAAACUCCACACCGCAGACUCUCACUGCAAUUAUCUCUCAUCCUCCUUCCCUCCUCCAUUCCUCUCCCUCCUCUGUUCUUUAUCCCUGGACAUCGCUACCUUCUUCAUCUUUUCUGCGCUGCUUUAUCAACCGACGAAAAAAAAUAAAUAAAUAAGGACAUGUAGUUAGGUAAAGUGGAGGAGGAGCAAAAUAAAAGGAAAUUAAGAUAACGA
Messenger RNA from Scylla paramamosain (green mud crab), 3125 nucleotides. Its product is annotated as sulfoquinovosidase-like. Gene Ontology annotation, molecular function: hydrolase activity, hydrolyzing O-glycosyl compounds; carbohydrate binding. Gene Ontology annotation, biological process: carbohydrate metabolic process. The record is from RefSeq and is a predicted model, not a curated record. The transcript has 14 exons. Lineage: Eukaryota; Metazoa; Arthropoda; Malacostraca; Decapoda; Portunidae. The coding region runs from base 100 to 2217 and encodes 705 amino acids.